AUGCACUUCAAUCCUCUCGCGGCGGUGGCCCUCGGCUUGGCCUCGUUGUCCGUCGUCGCGGCCGACACGACGACCAUCAUCGACGCCAAGUCCGACCACGGCACGUGGGAAGGUUGGGGCACCUCCCUCGCCUGGUGGGCGCGGCGCUUCGGCACGCGCGACGACCUCGCCGACAUCUUCUUCACCACCAAGACGACCUCGCUCGGCGGCGCCAGCCUCCCCGGGCUCGGCUUCAACAUCGUCCGCCACAACGCCGGCGCCUGCAGCUGGAACGCCGUCAACGGCGAGCGCAUGGUCGUCUCGCCCAAGAUGAUGCUGUCCCGGCAGAUCGAGGGCCACUGGGUCGACUGGGCCAGCGCGGACCCUGCCUCGUCCUCGUGGCGGUGGGACGUCGACACAGCGCAACGCGCCAUGCUGCAGAAGGCCAAGAGCCGCGGCGCCAACCGCUUCGAGCUCUUCUCCAACUCGCCCAUGUGGUGGAUGACCAAGAACCACAACCCGUCCGGCUCCGCCGACGGCAGCGAGAACAUUCAGCCGUGGAACCUGGCACAGCACGCCGUGUACAUGGCCACUGUGGCCCGACACGCGCGGGACAACUGGGGCAUCGACUUCGAAUCGGUUGAGCCCUUUAAUGAGCCGUCGGCCAACUGGUGGAAGGCGGACGGCACGCAAGAAGGGUGCCACAUCGACGUCCCCACGCAGGCGACCAUCAUCAACGCGCUGCGGACGGAGCUCGACGGCCGCGGCCUCGGCGCCGUGACCAUCGCCGCGUCGGACGAGUCGUACUACGACCAGGCCGCUGCCACCCUGACCGGCCUCGCGAACGCGGGCGCGCUCCGCCACGUCGCGCGCGUCAACGUCCACGGGUACCAGUACGCCAACGGCCGUCGCGACCUCGUCUCGUCGCUGGCGGCGGCGAGCGGGCUGCGGGUGUGGAACAGCGAGUACGGCGAGAGCGACGCGACGGGCGAGCGGCUGGCGAGCAACCUCCUGCUCGACCUCCGGUGGCUGCGGCCGACGGCGUGGGUGUACUGGCAGGUGCUCGAUGGCGGCGGCUGGGGCGUGGUGGACGCCGACAACGAGGCCGGCACGGUCGGGGCGGCGAACCAGAAGUACUUUGUGCUCGCGCAGUUCGCGCGGCACAUCCGCGAGGGCAUGCGGAUCCUGGACGGCGGCGCGGACAACGUGGUCGCGGCGUACGACGCGGCGCGGUCGAGGCUGGUGAUCGUCGCGGUCAACUGGGGCGACGCGCAGUACCUCAACUUCGACCUGAGCAGGUUCGCGCAGGCGUCGACGAACGGGGCCAAGGUCACGCGGUGGCGGACGCAGAUCGGGGCCAGCGGGGACCGGUAUAUCCAGGCGAAUGACACGACGAUGAGCGGGACGAAGUUCUGGUCGUUCUUCGAGAAGAAGAUGGUGCAGACGUUUGAGAUUGAGAACGUCAAGUUGUAG
Messenger RNA from Colletotrichum higginsianum IMI 349063, 1452 nucleotides. RefSeq names its product endo-beta-1,6-galactanase. The coding region runs from base 1 to 1452 and encodes 483 amino acids. NCBI's taxonomy places the organism in Eukaryota, Fungi, Ascomycota, Sordariomycetes, Glomerellales, Glomerellaceae. The record is from RefSeq and is a predicted model, not a curated record. The transcript has a single exon. Gene Ontology annotation, molecular function: hydrolase activity, hydrolyzing O-glycosyl compounds.